CUUCCUUAAUAGAUAUAUAGAAUAGGGAUGAUUUUAGUUUAUUAAUAUCUGAUUACUAUAACAGAACUAGUACUAGUAGUAUAUAUACAUAUAAGUGUGCCUCCGAUACAGCCGUGUAAUACUUUUUACUGAUCAAACUGAUAAUAUCUAAAGCUGGGGUAAGUCGAAGACAUAGGGUUGCAAAAAUAAUACAGUUUCUUAGAUAUCAAAUUCAUAUUUUAUAAUAUGUUAUAUAGUAUUUUAACUUUUACAGUAAUAGCAUUUCUAAAGUGGUCAAGCACAGAAUCAAGCCCAGAAGACUUAUCAAGUGCACAUGCUGAAUUUUAUGAACAACUAAAUGUCACAUUUAAUUUGACACAAUUUAGUGAAUGUGUAGGUACAAAUGUUAGUAAUAUAAACAUAUGGGGUACAGGGGGUGAUUUCGUAAUUACUCCAAUAGAAGGUACUACUUUCAAUUCGAUUGAGUGGUCAGCUUGCUUAGAAGAACAAGAUGUAGAAUCCAUAUUCUCCUUUGGUGAUAGCACAUAUACUGAUGGCUUAGAAGCUGCAAAUCAUUUAUUAGAUGCUAGAAAUCAUAUAAAUAGAGACAUUUUUGAAUGGAGUGGAUAUCGUCAUCAUCACCAGAAUGAUUUUUAUACUGAACAACUAAAUUUCACACUUAAUUUAUCACAAUUCAGUGAAUGUUUGGGUACAAAAAUUGCUAAUAUUAACAUAUGGGAAGGAACAGAAGGCAAUUACGUACUAACACCGGGAAAUACAGGUAAUUUUGAUUUAAUAUUAUGGGCCGAUUGUGUUGACGAGCAAGGUGUAGGGGAUGUGUUAUCAGUUAGUGAUGGUACGUAUGUUGAUGAUUUAGUAGACGCUAACGAUCAAGUGAAGGGAGACAUAUUUCAAUGGAGUGGAUUUCGAUCUCAUACAUUAAACCAAAUUGUUGUGAAUGCUGCCCAUACUAAUAAAUAAUGUGAUUAACAGUAAAUGAAGGCUCAUUGGUGAAGCACAGUGUAGACGGAGAGGAUAACCCGA
Molecule: messenger RNA, 1023 nt
Organism: Scheffersomyces amazonensis
Lineage: Eukaryota; Fungi; Ascomycota; Pichiomycetes; Serinales; Debaryomycetaceae
Exons: 1
Coding region: 226-960 (244 amino acids)
Source: RefSeq, a predicted model, not a curated record